AUGACCUUUUACAAACCAAAUCAUCUGGGCUCUCUUCUGGCAAAUAGUACUAUACGAUACUAUACGUCUACUUCUGGCGAUGAGAUGGUUUCCCUCAAGGACUAUUACACCAGAAUGAAGGAAAACCAGAAACACAUCUAUUACAUCACAGGUGAGACCAAGGAUCAGGUAGCGAACUCGGCCUUCGUGGAGCAUCUUCAGAAGCAUGGCUUGGAAGUGAUCUACAUGAUCAAGCCCAUCGAUGAGUACUGUGUCCAACAGCUGAAGGAAUUUGAGGGGAAGACGUUAGUGUCUGUUACCAAAGAGGGCUUGGAACUUCCAGAAGACGAAGAAGAGAAAAAGAAACAGGAAGAGAAAAAAACAAAGUUUGAAAACCUGUGCAAGAUCAUGAAGGACAUCUUGGAGAAAAAAAUAGAAAAGGUGGUCGUGUCAAACCGAUUGGUGACCUCCCCGUGCUGCACUGUCACAAGCACAUACAGCUGGACGGCAAAUAUGGAGAGGAUCAUGAAGGCCCAGGCCUUGAGAGACAACUCCACCAUGGGCUACAUGGCCGCGAAGAAGCACCUGGAGAUAAACACCAACCACUCCAUCAUUGAAACCUUACGGCAGAAGGCAGAGGCCGACAAGAAUGACAAGCCUGUGAAAGAUCUGGUCAUCCUGCUUUACGAAACUGCUCUCCUGUCCUCUGGCUUCAGUCUGGAAGACCCCCAGACACAUGCUAACCGGAUCUACAGAAUGAUCAAGCUCAGUCUCAGUAUUGACGAAGACGACCCCACGGCUGACGAUAGCAGUGACGCGGUGAGCGAAGAGAUGCCGCCCCUCGAGGGUGACGAUGACACGUCCCGCGUGGAGGAAGUCGAUUAAGCGCCGCUGAGCAUUACUUGUACAUAUAUUCGAUACUUUAUCUUCAUUCCCUCUGAUAAUAUAUUUUCAAGGGUG
Odobenus rosmarus divergens (Pacific walrus) is the source of this 939-nucleotide messenger RNA. RefSeq names its product heat shock protein HSP 90-alpha-like. The record is from RefSeq and is a predicted model, not a curated record. Lineage: Eukaryota; Metazoa; Chordata; Mammalia; Carnivora; Odobenidae. Bases 1 to 864 code for a protein of 287 amino acids. The transcript has 2 exons.